Molecule: messenger RNA, 2807 nt
Organism: Danio aesculapii
Lineage: Eukaryota; Metazoa; Chordata; Actinopteri; Cypriniformes; Danionidae
Product: gastrula zinc finger protein xLCGF3.1-like
Exons: 3
Coding region: 262-1488 (408 amino acids)
Biological process (GO): regulation of transcription by RNA polymerase II
Molecular function (GO): RNA polymerase II cis-regulatory region sequence-specific DNA binding; DNA-binding transcription factor activity, RNA polymerase II-specific
Source: RefSeq, a predicted model, not a curated record
GGCUUUCGAAGCCAGACGAGCCGAGCGUUUUACGCUGUUUCGCAUGUUUUCCGGAAUAUAACGUUACAUUUUGGACAGUUUUAAGCAGCAGCCGUUUACAGAUAAAUCUCUGAAGGGUUUUCUUCGACGCACUUAAGAUCUGUUCGUCCUCCGUCAGGUCAACUAUAAAUAUUGCAAUAUUCCCAUACAAAUACAAGUGAAGACGAGUGUUGGACCAUAAAGAAGUGAAAUCUGCACGAUUUGAGUUUGUUGCACAGAGAGAUGAUGAGUGAUCCAGAACCCAGCGGAAUUAAAAAGGAAGAACUCUGUGGAAUUAAAGAUGAAGAGUCUGAAGAACAAAUAGACAUUAUGAUGGAGAAUGGGGAGAAACAUCGUCAUGUCAGAAAAUGUCUGCCCUGCACUGAGUGUGGAAAGAGUUUAACAUCCAAACGGAAUCUAAAGCUUCAUAUGAGCAUCCACACUGGAGAAAAACCAUUCACAUGUGAUCAGUGUGGGAAGAGUUUCAGACGGUCAUCAUCUUUUAAUCAGCACAUGCUGAUCCACUCUGGAGAGAAACCAUUCACAUGUACUCAGUGUGGGAAGAGUUUCAGACUCUCAUCGUUCCUUAAUCAACACAUGAGGAUCCACACUGGAGAGAAACCGUUCACAUGUACUCAGUGUGGGAAGAGUUUCAGGCAAAAAGCAACCCUUUGGGCUCACAUGAACAUCCACACUGAAGAGAAACGACACAAGUGUGAUCAAUGCGGCAAAACAUUUGUAAGGGCUUCUGAACUGAAUGAGCACCUUAGAGUUCAUACGAAGGAGAAGCCGUAUUUAUGUUCCUUGUGUGGAAAGAGUUUUGCACAUCAAAACAAUUUAAAAACACAUGAGAAGGUGCACACUGGUGUGAGAGAGUUUGUGUGCUUUGAGUGUGAGAAGACUUUUACUACAGCUGAACAUUUGAAACUCCAUCAGAGGACUCACACGGGAGAGAAACCUUACAAGUGUUCACACUGCAACAAGGGGUUCAGCCGGUUAGGUAACCUCAGAACACAUGAGAGGGUUCACACUGGAGAGAAACCUUACAAGUGUUCGCUCUGUUACAUGAGAUUUAGCCAGCCAGAUUCCAUGAAGAUACAUGAGAGGAUUCACACUGGAGAGAAACCUUACAAGUGUUCACACUGCGACGUGACAUUUAGUCAGAUAGGAAACCUGAAAACACAUGAGAGGAUCCACACUGGAGAGAAACCUUACAAGUGUUCACACUGCGACAAGAGAUUCAGUCGGUCAGAAUGCCUGAAAAUACAUCAGAGGACUCACACUGGAGAGAAACCGUACAAGUGUUCAUACUGCAACAAGAGAUUUAAUAUGUUAGGAAACGUUAGAGCACAUGAGAGGAUUCACACUGGAGAGAAACCCUAUAAAUGUUCACACUGCGACAUGAGAUUCAAUCAGUUAGGAAACCUCAAAGUACACAAGAGGACUCACACUGGAGAGAAACUCUACUAAUGACACUGGUGCAGCAAAAUAUUUUAAUGUGUGUAAAUACUUUUAUAUCAGGAAAUAUUUGUAAAUAGUAGUGUAAAUAGUUACACAACUAGGUACUGUAUUUAAAGUAGUUACAGUAGAAAAUUACUGUUUACUUUUAGGUAAUGUAAUGUAUUGUGUGUAUUUAAAUUGCGCAUUUAUCAUGUAAGGCCAUACACCCAAAGUGCUUCACAAUCAUGAGGGAGGUCUCUCCACACCACCACUAGUGUGCAGCUCCACUUGAAUGAUGCUCCGGCAGCCACAGGACAAUGGCGCCAGUGCAAUCACAACACACUAGCUCUAGAGCAUAGGUCUCAAACUCGAUUCCUGGAGGGCCACAGCUCUGUACAGUUUUGCUCCAAUCCUUAUUAAACACAGCUGAUCCAAAUGAUCAAGCUGUUCAAGGCUACUAGAUCAGCUGUAUUUGAUUAGGGUUGGAGGAAAACUGUUCAGAGUUGUGGCCCUCCAGGAGUUGAGUUUGAGACCUAUGCUCUAGGUGGAGUGGACAGACAGUGAUAGAGCCAGUUCUGUGCAUGAAGAUGAUUGAGAGGCCUUGAUGGGUAAGGACAAAUGAAGAGAAUUUGGCCAGGACACAGGGGUUACACCCGUACUCUUUAUAAGAAGUGCCAUGGGGUUUUUAAUGACCACAGAGAGUCAGAACCUCGGUUUAACGUAUCACCCGAAUGACGGCGUCGACUGACAGUAUAGUGUCCCCUUCACGAUACUGGGGCAUUAGUACUCACACAGACCACAGGUUCAGUGCCUCCUCCUGGCCUCACCAACACCACUUCCAGCAGCAACCUAGUUUUCCCAUAUGGUCUCCCAUCCAGGCUCAGCCCUGCUUAGCUUCAGUGAGUAACCGUUCUUGGGCUGCAGGGUGAUAUGGCUGUGGCAGUUUCUGGUAAUUGCAGUAACAGUUCAUACCUGCUAAUAAAAUGCGUUUUUGUCAAUUCAAUCACAAGUGGGAAAGUGACACAUUACCUGAGGGCAGGUUGAAAGAAAGGGUAUGUAGUGAGUGGGGCAGGACUUAGCCAUGGGGAUGCAGGAGCUUACAAGCAUAAACUAUUUGCCAAACUGGACUCGAGUCUCACAGGGAAGCUUUGGAGGGAUAAAAAGAGGACUUAUGACAGUAGAUGAAGAGAGGACCAGGCAUGGGACACUUUGAAAUUAGUUUCUGUUUGUGUUGCAGUCAUUUCAUUAGGGGCUCCUGAUUUUCAUUUUGUUUUCAGUUUAAUUAAAUAUUUUAAUUAAACUUUUGCCGAUUCCUGGCUUCUUUCUUUACAUUGAGUUUUUAACCUUGU